AUGUCCUCCCAUGUAUCGCCGCAGGCGGAAGCGCAGAUACCCUUCUCCCAGAUCUCCUCUAUACUCAGAGAUCGCGUCUUCCCGCUUCUCGCGGAGACAUUCCUCUUCGCUCUAUACGCCGUCCUCACUGGGUACUUCAUCUCCAAGCGAUGGUCAAAUCGCAGAACGAACCCAUUACCAGCAUUCAUACUCUGGACGACAUUAACGAUGUUCGUCGCGUGCGUCGGGUACUGGGUCAUCGAUGUAUAUCUAUUGUGGGCAGAAGCGUAUAGAUUCCUUCCUCGGCAGACAGAGUUGCAAGGCACCGGUAUCUUCUUCGACGGGCUCGACAUGCCGUGGUCUCCACCUCUCUACGUCCAAUCAAUCUUGCAGCUCCUUCUGGUCCUGCUAGGCGAUGUUGUAUCACUGUGGCGAGGUUAUGUCAUCUCUGGUCGCCCACGAUGGCUUCGAAGACUCGUGAUCAGUAUCAUUGUUGUUGAGAGCCUGAUCUAUCUCUGGGUGGCGAUCUCAUGGUCGACGUACUAUCUGCCUCCUUCGAACUCUGGGUUCUAUGAUGCUCUUGUCAAGUCUCGGCGUCCUGUCGUUUAUACGUCAUACGCUAUCACGGGGAUUGCUCAAACAGCAUCCACCGUGACGAUCGCACACAAAGCAUGGGCCCAUUGGAGGAACAGUAGCGGCUUCGUAGUGAAAUCGUCGAUGCACUCUAGUCUCGCGAUGCUGGCCAUCGUGAUAGAGACAGGCGUUGCAUAUCUACUGCUUCUAAUCUGGUUCGCCACUAUUAACGACUUGAUCGGCCGACACGGUUCGGCGGCAGCCGUCACCUCCAGCUACUACUUUACUCCACUUGUAGCGAUGUAUCCAACCCUUGUCGUGGUUCUCGUUUCAAUCAGGAGGUCUCCCCUGGAGCCUAGCGGGGUCAGUACUAGCGCAGCGUCUGGGCGACUGCGUUUCGCCGCUUCGAGUAGUACAAGUGAAGACUCUCCUCUCCCUCGUGCAUCUAGCAGCUACGCACAGUCCUAUGGAGAUAUGCGGAUGGGAUUAUUCGUGGUGAAUCAUACUGAGCCCAUCGGCGGGAGCAAGGACUCAGGUAAUGGUUCGGGAGAAGGAUCCCGCUUCACUCCCAUGUCAUUUGCAUCGCGGCACGAUAUGUUCGCUAUUGGUAGCGUGUGA
Peniophora sp. CBMAI 1063 is the source of this 1170-nucleotide messenger RNA. NCBI's taxonomy places the organism in Eukaryota, Fungi, Basidiomycota, Agaricomycetes, Russulales, Peniophoraceae. The record is from the annotation of a GenBank genome assembly.